This is a messenger RNA of Diplodia corticola, 2421 nucleotides long. RefSeq names its product c6 transcription factor. Gene Ontology annotation, biological process: DNA-templated transcription; regulation of DNA-templated transcription. Bases 1 to 2421 code for a protein of 806 amino acids. Gene Ontology annotation, molecular function: DNA-binding transcription factor activity, RNA polymerase II-specific; zinc ion binding; DNA binding. The record is from RefSeq and is a predicted model, not a curated record. NCBI's taxonomy places the organism in Eukaryota, Fungi, Ascomycota, Dothideomycetes, Botryosphaeriales, Botryosphaeriaceae. The transcript has 6 exons.
AUGGACACCGGCCCCGUCCCACCACCAAGCCAGCCCCAGAUGUCCUCCGCCGGAAAGGUCAGCAAGGCGUGCCAACGUUGCCGCCGCCACAAGAGCCGCUGUGACCUCUUCCGGCCAUGCACCCUUUGCGUCCGGGCCGACGCCGAGUGUAUCUCCGACCCUGAUUCCACGCGUCCGCGCGCCAAGAGGCAAAAGCUGUCUGUCAGCUCCAGCACCAGUCGUCAGCCACGCGACCGCACUGCAGAGCCCCGCCCGUCGGCAGACGUCACAGGGACGCCCUCUGCUCGGGACGUGCCUGAGGUGGUGGACCAUCCAGCAGCUCCGACGCCAGCCUCGGCCCAGGACGUGUCACAGGUCGACGACUAUGGCGAAGCCGACUCGACCAUGGGCAUCACCCGUAGGAUCUUCCAGCUGGGGAGUCGGGACAUGGACUUGAGGCUCACCUCAGCCAUACCCGACGGCGAAAACCUCGCUCGCGCCGCCCCCCAUGCCGCCACCGACCAGACCCGCCAUGUCCGCCCCGUAUCCCACAUCCUUGGAUACUCGCUGCCGUCGCGCCCCGUCGUAGACUUUCUGCUCGAAGAGUACUUUGAGCGCGUGCACUGGUUCUCGCUGGUCAUCUACGAGCCGCUGUUCCGCAAGGAAUACGACAGCGUCGCCGACGGCCUCGCCUCGCCUGAGCAAAAAGGCUUUCUGACUCUGCUGACCAUGGUCGUCGGCCUCGCUGCCUGGUACCGCUCUCAGAGAAACGCCGUCGAAGAAGCGUUUCUUGCCGAAGACUUUCGCGCCUGGAGCUCCGAGCUGCUGCGCCAGACGGAGCUGCGGCUGUUUGAUCUGAUGGAUGAUUCCGACCUGACUUCGGUGCAGGUGUGCAUCUUACUAGGUUCAUACGGUGUCUAUCAUGGGAAGCCCAACGUUUCUUUUGCCCUGCUGGGCGCGAGCAUCAAGAUGGCCCAGGCAUUGCGACUGCAUCGCGAGCCUUCUCGGGGCGACCCAGGCGAGAUUGAGGAGCGGAAACGGGUGUGGUGGACUAUCUAUACCUGGGACAGGUUUGCUUCCAUCACCUACGGGAGGCCGCUGGGGAUCAAUGAAAAAGACUGCAAUGUCUCAAUGCCGGCGGAUGUGCUCGAGAGCCCUUGCUUCAGGUAUAAUUCCAGCGACGGCGGCGGCACCUUGAUCCACUAUUCAGCUUACCAGCGCGAAUUGAAUACACUGUACCAAAUCGCCUCUCCCAUGAUCGAAGCCAUCUUCGGCACAAGGGGCGGCGAAGCAGCCUCUCGGAGAGACCGCUCGAACGUGGUCGCAGAAAUAGACCAGCAGCUACGCGACUGGCACCAGCGCCUUCCCGCCCAUCUCGUACUCGAUCUCAACAACGACACCCACGUCGACACGCUCGCCGAGGCCCGAGCGCACCGCCUCCAGGCCCUGUCCCUGCAGCUGACCUACGACAACAUCGUCAUCGUCCUCCACCGGCCCUUCUUCGCCCAGCAGGUCAACUACCUCACCCGCGUCCUCCCCGUAAACCUACAAGGCUCAACCCCGGGAUCCACCCUGCACGUGGCCGACACCCCGCAGCCCAUGGCCAUGCCCGGCGGCUUCAACUCCGAGACGUGGUGGAACGCGGCGGUCCGCACAUCCCGCGUGACGGAGCUCCCCAACCUCGCCCAGCUCGCCACAGAAACCCACCUCGUAGCCUUCAUGGCGAUCAACCUCUUCAACGCCGCCAUCGUCAUGGUCGUGUGCGCCCUGUCGGAUCCCCUGUCGGACCGCGCGCAGGAGGCGAAGCGCAACAUCACACGCAUCUACCGCCUACAGGAGCUGCUGGGCUACCGCUCAAAGCUUCCCAUGCAGAGCAGCGUCAUCCUGCAGGAUGUCAUCCGCGUGUUGCUGAAUCGCGAGGCCGAGGCUAUGUUGACGUCCGUGGUCGGCUUGCCGGCGGCUGGGGGGAAGGGCGGGGAUCAGCGGCCGGGGCUGGGGCCGUCGGGGCAGUCGGGAGGAGAGGGCCGGUGGCCGGCUAGCCAGCAGCAGCAGGAUUCUCUCGGCAUGGCAGCGCUCGGGCGGUCGAGGACGGUAGAGGAUACCUUGAGGCUGCCGCUCGACAUCCCGGCUGGGGCGGUCGUGGACUCGGCCGGUGCCGUGGGGGAUCCGCAGGCUGAGCAUCUGCGCGAGGCGGCUAGGCUGAAUGGCGGUCUGGCCUACGUGCAGCGGGUCUUGCCGAAUGGCAGGGCCGAAUCACUCAGUUCAGCCGCGUCACAGAUGGGGCAAGGCCGCCAGGAUCUUUUGCAGGGUGAGUUUGACAGUCACGUCCCCGGACAGCGGGAUCCAGUCGUGUACGGCGGGAUGGGGUCGCCCCUUGGAACCGCGCUACAUGGGGAGAAAGAUCUGUACUGGAUCUGGAGUUCGGUGGCGGACUGGCCGUAG